Hippocampus comes (tiger tail seahorse) is the source of this 1042-nucleotide messenger RNA. It is a transcript of the gene slc66a3, whose product is annotated as solute carrier family 66 member 3. Lineage: Eukaryota; Metazoa; Chordata; Actinopteri; Syngnathiformes; Syngnathidae. The transcript has 7 exons. The record is from RefSeq and is a predicted model, not a curated record. The coding region runs from base 116 to 736 and encodes 206 amino acids.
UUUUGACAUGCAUUAACGGAAAUUAUGUUGUCCGAAACCAGCAAUAGGGCAUCUCGAGCAGUGUCUCGUUGAUGUUUAUAUAGGUCAGAUUUUGGAAUUGUAACCAUUAAACAAUAUGCAGUCUGACACUUUUUUACACCUUGCCAAUGUUUCUACAUUGUUGGUGUGCAUGGUGCUGAAGUUUCCACAGAUCUUCGUACUGUUGCGAGCUAAAUCCACAACUGGAAUCAGCCUCAAAAGUCUUGUGCUCGAACUUGUGGGGUAUGUUGUGUUUGUUACAUACCAGGUGUAUUAUGACUACCCAUCUCCAACUUAUCUGGAAUAUCCGAUUCUCAUUGCGCAAGAUGUAGUUCUUCUGCUCUUGAUUCUUCUCUACGACGGCCGACUGCAGGACAGCCUCAAGUACGGCGUUGUCUUUGUCGUGGGUUGGCGGGUCCUCACGGUGGAAAAAUGGAUCAUCGAUUUUGCUAUGAGCCUGUGCACAAUUAUCAGUGCAGCCAGCAAGUUUGCCCAGCUGCAGUGUCUGUGGAGGUCAAAGGAUGCUGGACAAGUGAGCGCCCUCACCUGGGCGCUGGCCACAUUCACAUGUGCAACUCGGAUUUACACUACCGUAGCAACAACUGGAGACGUGCAAGUUUUGGUGCGGUUCGUUGUCAUGACCUUGCUGAACCUGUGGGUGCUUCUCAGCGUGCUCCAUUACGGAAGACACAGGCACAGUACCAUCAAAGAAGACUGAGCACUUUAGAGAGCAAUGGUCCUCUGUUACGGCAAGAUCAAGCCUGACUGGUUACAUCUGUUUUGUUUUUCAGUUUUUCUACCUGUAAAAUGUGCUUUUAACUCCCUUUAUUAUUUUUAAGAGAACAUUCCAAUGCCCAGAAAAAAAACAAAACCCACACCAAUGUUUGAUUACGCUGUAAAUAGUUUUGUAGUGGGAAAGCACAAACAUGACACUUUUCAACUCAGGAUAAAUGACAGUAUUUACGUGUUCAGUUUUUUUCCCAAACAGUCAGUAUUGAAAUAAACCAGAACUUUUACUGCCUUA